AGCCGAGCCCUCCGGCCGCUGACCGCCGGUGCCAUGGAGGACGAGCAGCCCGACAGCCUGGAGGGCUGGGUGCCGGUCCGCGAGGACCUCUUCGCCGAGCCCGAGCGGCACCAGCUGCGCUUCCUCGUGGCCUGGAACGACAAGGAGGGCAAGUUCGCGGUGACCUGUCACGACCGCACGGCGCAGCGGCGUCGGCGGCGGCGCGAGGGGAGCCGGCAGGGGUCCCCACCUGAGCCCGAGCCUGAGCCCGAGCCCGAGCCCGCGCCCCCGCCCAGCUGGGCGGGCCUGCUCUCGGCCGCCGGGCUCCAAGGCGCGCACCGGCAGCUGGCGGCGCUGUGGCCGCCGCUGGAGCGCUGCUUCCCGCCGCUGCCGCCGGAGUUGGAGGCAGGCGGCGGCGGGGCCUGGGGCCUGUGGGCGUUGGUGUGGCCCGCGCGUGCGAGCCCCGGCGAGGCGGCCCUGCAGGAGCUGUGCGUGCGGCUGGAGCGCUACCUGGGCCAGGCGGCCGACGGCUGCGGCGCCGCGGCCGUGCGUGAUGCGCUCCUUCCGGCCGACGGCGGCGCGCCCGACUGCGAGAGCCCGCGCGCCUUCCGGGAGCGCGCCCUGCGCGCGCGGUGGGCCGAGGCGGGCGCGCGGCUGCAGCAGAUUCUUCAAGGGCAUGAAAAAGCAAGCACCAUGGUAGCAUUAAUGGAAGUUUAUCGAGAAGAAGAUGAAGUGUACCAGGAAUUAGUUACCAUGGCAACCAUGUUCUUCCAGUAUUUACUGCAGCCCUUUAGAGAUAUGCGAGAAGUUGCGACUUCAUGUAAGCUUGAUAUUUUGAAAUCCUUGGAUGAAGAUGACCUAGGUCCUAAAAGGAUAGUGGCCUUGCAGAAGGAAGCCCAAGAAUGGACUAGACGGGCUGAAGAAGCUAUAGUCUCUAUUCAGGAUAUUACUGUGAAUUAUUUUAGAGAAACAGUGAAAGCAUUAGCAGGAAUGCAGAAACAAAUGGAACAGGAUGAGAAGAGAUUUGGCCAGGCUGCCUGGGCCACAGCAACCCCAAGGUUAGAAAGACUCCAGCUGAUGUUAGCCCGGGAGUCUCUGCAGCUCAUGAGAGCCAAAGAGCUGUGUUUAAAUCACAAAAGAGCUGAAAUUCAGGGAAAGAUGGAAAAUCUUCCAGAACAAGAAAAAAAUAUAGAUGUUGUAGAUGAAUUAGAAAUACAGUAUUAUGAAGUUCAACUAGAACUAUAUGAAGUUAAAUUGCAGAUAUUAAAAUAUGAAGAAAUACUACUUAUUACACAGUUGGACUCUAUUAAAAGACUUAUAAAAGAUAAACAGGAUGAAGUUGUCUAUUAUGAUCCAUGUGAAAGUCCAGAGGAACUUAAAGUCAUUGACCGAGUAACGGGGCUAAAGGAUGAUAGGAAUUUGGAGGUGAAAGAGCUCAGCCAGCGGUGCCAGCAGCUGGAGAGCAAACGGGGCAGGAUCUGCGCUAGAAGAGCCCAUCUCAGGAACAGAAAGGAUCAAUGCAAAGAAAAUCAUCGGCUCCGAUUGCAGCAGGCUAAAGAAAGUAUAAAAUAUUUUCAUCAGCAUCACAGUAUUCAGAUGAAAAGAGACAAGAUCAAAGAAGAAGAGCAAAAGAAAAAAGAAUGGAUAAACCAAGAACGCCAAAAAACACUGCAACGAUUGAGAGCAUUUAAAGAGAGAUGUCCAGGUCGGUCUGUACUAAAGGCCUCUUGCUCAGAACCGGAGGCUCCACACCUGCCAGGUGGACUCUCCCAGCGGACCUCCUUGCCAGCUUCUCAGAGGAAGGCGGUAAUCCAUCCGGCUGCCAGGAAAACCGGAAGUGCUCCCUUGCCUGAAGUCAGUCACGUGAAAACCUCCGAGUUUCGGGACUGUCCUGGAGGUAUCCCCGCCCAGAUUUUUGUUCCAGCUGGUGAUCAGACACACUCCAGAUCCAGUGAGGAAUUGUCACUACCAACACAACCUCCUGCCCCUCCGCCACCGCCACCCCCACCCCCGCCACCACCACCGCCCCCGCCACCACCGCCACCACCACCGCCCCCGCCACCACCGCCACCCCUCCCAGCCUUGGCCCUGUCUUCUCAAUCUGCAAAUCAUCGGAAUUUACAUGUCAGGACUUCAGUAAAAGAUGAUCAGCCACUUCCUCUAGUGUGUGAAUCUCCUGCCGAAGGACCGCGUGAAUCCUCAGACAGUUUGAAAUGCCCAGGAUCUAUGGAUGACGUGUUGGCCUCCUUGAGGCGUGACAGAACCCCGCUCCAGACAGUGGACGUGCCCUCGGCCCCUCCCUGCACUUCAGUCAACGAGCACAUUCUGGCUGCCAUAAGGCAGGGCGUCAAACUGAAGAAAGUUCACCCCGACCGUGACCUGAGCCCCAGCAGUAAACCAACCAGCGACCUGGAGAGGAGCAUCAAGGCGGCGCUCCAGAGAAUCAAGAGGGUGUCUGCGGACUCAGACGAGGAGGAGGAGGAGGGGGAGGAGGACGGCGCUGGGCAGGGCCUCAGCGACUGGGACCAAUGAGCCCUUCUCCAAGGCCAAGGGCCGUGCAGUGUGCUGGCAGGAAGGCACCGGGGCCCCAGGCUCGUUCUUGGAAAGUAUGUGAACAGGGCAGACCGGCCACACAACGCCCGGGAGAUGCAAGGCUGUGUGUGUGCGUGUGGUCGCAGCUUUCGUUUAAUGUUGUGGCUCUUAAAACCAGGGAAGUACAGAUGUGGGGACUGUCACACACCGAACCGUAGCUGGGAAUCUAAGACCAGCACUAAGUGUUGCUGGCGUAAGAGGAUAGUAUUUCUUUUUCACCGUGGAUGUUCUAGAAUCAUUCCCUUAUUCUGAAAAACGUUUACACUCUGAUGGCAUAUGGUAAACAGCACUCUUAGACUACUGAUCAUGUCCUGUGUGUGUGCAGUAGUGCUUUCCUCAGAUUGAAAGGUUUGAAUGUGAACAUUAUAAUAGCAAUAACCAGAAUACAUUGCUCAUAUUCAGGAGUUCUUUUAAAUAUUUUAAAUGAAAUGUAUUUUAUGUAUCGAGCAUUCUAUCAAGUCAUAAUAAAGAACUAUUUAUAAUGCAUCUGUGUCGUUCAUGAGGAAAUGAAAUCUUAACUGAUGAAAAGCACAGCCUUUCCUGUGUGUGUUAAAGUUUUUAAUAAGAUUUCAGCUAAACGUUUAAGCAAAUGCUAAGGAGAAAGUGUUCCCUUCAAAACUGAAGUCCCAUUGCUGGUCUCCCUUCCCCUCCUUGCUUUGUGUUGAAAUUAGGAAAGGAGAAGGGACCGAUAAACAGCAGAACAUGCAUUUCUCCAAUCGCCCAGUUUCCCACUAACCUCAUAUCCCUCACGGGGCCGUGACAAUUCUGGGUUUCCACAGAACGAAAUAACGCUGGGCUUCUGUUCCAAAUCCCAGAGGCAGGUCACGUGGUGUGCCCUCAGCCUCUGUCCCCACCACAGACAGGCCAAGCUUAGCCCUAAAGUAUUUCUCUGGAAAGAAUGUGAUAUUUUAAAAAAAUGGCAAAAUCAAAAAUGCGUAUUUUACAGUUAGCUAUCA
Messenger RNA from Rhinolophus ferrumequinum (greater horseshoe bat), 3527 nucleotides. RefSeq names its product WASP homolog associated with actin, golgi membranes and microtubules (gene WHAMM). The transcript is spliced from 10 exons. Gene Ontology annotation, cellular component: endoplasmic reticulum-Golgi intermediate compartment membrane; cytoplasm. Lineage: Eukaryota; Metazoa; Chordata; Mammalia; Chiroptera; Rhinolophidae. Gene Ontology annotation, molecular function: Arp2/3 complex binding; actin binding. Gene Ontology annotation, biological process: Arp2/3 complex-mediated actin nucleation; endoplasmic reticulum to Golgi vesicle-mediated transport. Bases 34 to 2511 code for a protein of 825 amino acids. The record is from RefSeq and is a predicted model, not a curated record.